AUGGAUGAACAGAGCAUCAGGUCAUCACAGCGUGUAUCGCGAUCGUGCGUCGAGUGCAGUCGCAGGAAAAUCAAGUGCGACAAGAAGAUUCCGUGCAAGCCAUGUGUGCGCCGGAAUCUUGCCCACGAGUGCCAGCGGCCUAUCACUCGUGUUCGAGGCAUGCUUACAGUGUACGUCCAGGCUUCAACACAAUGCCGUGGAACUGAACGAUGUGCCUUGCAAGCACAAAUUGCAGAGUUAGAAACAGCCUUGGCCCUUUCCAAACCAUGUGGACACACGCACGGCACCAAAUCCGAGUUGCACCGCCAGAACCAAACGCCGAUACCCGCUUUCGAAGACCUCGUACCUGCUCUUGAGCAGUUUGAUCUACAAGUUUCGCAUGAUUCCGAUCCUGUAGCCAUGUCGGAGAAAGACAUGGCCGACCGUCUUUACGAACCCUCGACCGACCCUAUCUUCCUCCUGCUACCUUCUAGAGACAUUAGCGAGCAAUUGGUCACAUUCUCAUUGCGCACCCUAGGCUGGCUGCAUGGUGCUGUGCACGCACCCGAAUUUAUCACGGAACAUGAAGCAUUUUGGAACGGAAUACACAGUGGCGUCGCGUUCGAUAUCAAAGAUCGACCAUGGCUUGCCCUUUACUUUGCUCUUUUGGCGACUGGUUUGCUCUAUCUUGAUCCUGAAGAAGUGCCUGCGAUAUCCGAUCUACCACAACUAAAUCUCCAUCAAUAUCAGCAACACGAUGAGAUGAGAUAUGCCGUCCAUACGUCGCGUCUCUGGUAUGAGGUCGCUUUGAAAGAAGUCGAACGAUAUGGUUGCUCUGGUGCACCUUCUCUCAGAAUUGUACAGGCCUUGUCGGUGAUGACGCUCUGUCACUCGAACUUUGGCGAACCUCAGAGAGAAUGGCUGUUUACCGGAUGGGCAGCAAGCAUGGCGCGUUGUCUUGACAUGCACAGACUGGGAAGUGAGGUAGCUCACGCUCAAAGCGUGGCAGUAAGACCUGAAUGGUCGACUAUCGAAAAGCGCGAAUUGGGCCGUCGUGUAUGGUGGACAUAUGUCAUUCGGGACUGGCUAGGAAGUUGGUCUCGUCCACCAUCAAUCACACCUGCUAGUUUUUGCUGCAAAUUCUCGACCGAGAACACGCAUAAUCACGAUGCGAUCCUCGAAAUGCCUACACACACAUCCAGCCCAUCACCACUUGUCUACCAGUCCGUCAUGUGUCGUCUGUCAUACAUCUUCUACAUCUACAUCAAAGUCAACACACACCAAAACGCCUCCAAAUUCAUCAAGGCACUUGAAGAGGUCGAGAUUGUCAAGCGAAAUCUACCUCUGCAUUUGUCGACAAAAUUCCCUGCAAAUAUUGACGACGAAGAAUGGGAAGCCACACACCCCUGGAUCACUUUCCAGCGUUAUCUCAUCAAUCACGCCAUCGAUUUCAUGAUGCUCAGUAUCGCGCGUACUCUGGCAAUGGGCAAUAUUGGCAGUGAAUCGAAUAAAUAUCGCGAUGCAGCUAUGGCAUCCGCCACGAGUAUCAUCAACAGCUAUCUGUCACCAGUCGCACGAGUGUACAAACUUGUCUGGACCGUUUCAGCCUCUACAGUCGCAGCUGCAAUUUACACAUCGCUCGAUAUCUUGAUGAAUCCGGACGAUUACACGCCCCAGAAAAGACAGGAGCAUAUUAAUUUACUGAAUCGCGUUAUUCAAGAGCUUAGCAAAUACAACCACGUCGCUAUUCACGCUGCGAAAGGUUCAGCUUCCAUCCAGAAGCUCGUAAAUCGUCUGGAGCAGAACUUUUCCAUGUCGCAUCUUUCUGUCCACGAUAUUCUUCGCCAUCUCACGACUCAAGAAAUGCCAUCAACCACAUCUGGAGGUGUUGCGGAUGGUUAUGUUCUGCCAGGUCAGAAUAUACCAGUUCCUGUGGAUGGCGGUUGGAAUGAGAUGAUGGUCGGACAUGAUAUGACCAUCUCGCACAUGGAUCAAGGUCAUAUUGAUGGUUUGCUAGGCCCUUCGGACACAUGGGACAGCUUCAUGGAGUUUCCAACUUUCCAAGCUCAAGCUCAGCAUCAAGCUCAGCAUCAAGCUCAGCAUCAACCGCAGCAUCAACCGCAGCAUCAACCUCAUCUUCAAGCCCAGCAUCGAUCUCAACACCAGCAUCAACGUCAACACUACGAAGAGUGA
Messenger RNA from Aureobasidium namibiae CBS 147.97, 2172 nucleotides. RefSeq lists its product as uncharacterized. Gene Ontology annotation, biological process: regulation of DNA-templated transcription; DNA-templated transcription. The record is from RefSeq and is a predicted model, not a curated record. Bases 1 to 2172 code for a protein of 723 amino acids. Gene Ontology annotation, molecular function: DNA binding; DNA-binding transcription factor activity, RNA polymerase II-specific; zinc ion binding. The transcript has 3 exons. NCBI's taxonomy places the organism in Eukaryota, Fungi, Ascomycota, Dothideomycetes, Dothideales, Saccotheciaceae.